CCCCGACUACCCACAAAGCCCCGCACCUCCGGUCACCUCCUCCUCCUCGCCGAUAUGGCCUGCUCCCACCUCGCCGCCGCCUCUUCCCCGGCAGCCGCCGCCGCCUCCGCCUCUGUGCGCUCCCCGGCGACCUCCCGCGUCUCCGCUUUCGCGCGCUUCCCGGCGACGCCCCGCCUCCCAAGUGGUGCGUUGUUCGUUAGGGGUGGGAGGGCGGCGUCCCCGGUGGUCGUCACCGCGGGGCCAGCCGCGGCGGCGCCGGUGGCCGACCUGGACGGCCGCACGGCCACGGAGAAGCAGCCCAUCAUUGUCAUCGAUAACUACGACAGCUUCACCUACAACCUGUGCCAGUAUAUGGGGGAGCUUGGAUUAAACUUUGAGGUGUAUCGCAAUGAUGAACUGACCAUAGAGGAUGUAAAGAGGAAGAACCCAAGAGGAAUUCUUAUUUCUCCAGGGCCUGGUGAACCACAAGAUUCAGGUAUAUCAUUGCAGACUGUUCUGGAACUAGGGCCAACCAUCCCAAUUUUUGGUGUUUGCAUGGGUUUGCAGUGCAUCGGGGAGGCUUUUGGAGGAAAGAUUAUCCGUGCUCCUUCUGGUGUGAUGCAUGGAAAAAGCUCUCCAGUUUACUAUGAUGAAGAAUUAGGAAAGGCCUUAUUCAACGGCUUGCCAAACCCUUUUACUGCUGCGAGAUACCACAGCUUGGUCAUUGAGGAGGAGACCUUCCCACAUGAUGCUCUGGAAGCCACUGCGUGGACAGAAGAUGGACUUAUCAUGGCUGCUCGCCACAAGAAGUACAAGCAUAUCCAGGGAGUCCAGUUCCACCCGGAGAGUAUCAUCACCCCUGAAGGCAAGAGGAUCAUCCUCAACUUCGUCAGAUUCAUCGAGGAACUGGAGAAGCAGCGUUCCGAGGCGAACUAGAUGAAAGUGGUUUGAUAGAUCAGGCAAAUCAGGAAAGGCGCUUAAGCCGCUUAGAAUCCAGGGCUGACAAUGAAGAGAAUCAAUAGAAGAGCUUCCCUCUGUCAUUCGUUUCGUUCAUUGUACCAUAAUCCUUGUGGAGCGCGAUCUCGAAUAAACUUGAUCCAAACAAAUAAGCAUCGUUGUUGGUGCUCUUUCCAUGAAUAAAUCGAUUCUCUUUGGCGAA
Molecule: messenger RNA, 1138 nt
Organism: Phragmites australis (common reed)
Lineage: Eukaryota; Viridiplantae; Streptophyta; Magnoliopsida; Poales; Poaceae
Product: anthranilate synthase beta subunit 1, chloroplastic-like
Exons: 8
Coding region: 55-915 (286 amino acids)
Biological process (GO): L-tryptophan biosynthetic process
Cellular component (GO): cytosol
Source: RefSeq, a predicted model, not a curated record